UACACAUUAUCAGCAAUCUCAGUGCAUGCUUCUCCUGCAGUCACACAUACCCUUACAUAAAGGUUCCCUCGUUGAGUCAACUUCACCCACAUGCCAAGAUGAUAUUGUAUGUACAUUGAUUGAUACAUGCACGUGUACAACUGGACACUCGUUCUAAACUGGCAUGCGCAUUCGGCCUGUCUGGUUUGGUGUUGUUGACAGAGGAUGUGUGGCAACGGCUGUCAGCAGUGGGAUGAUGACAAGAUGACAGGACUGUCAGACAGGUAGUCCUAUCCAAUCCCGUGAACACUGUGACAAGCAUCCAUGCCCAGGAUUGUUGGUGAUUAGUGCCCUCAGCUGGUCGAUAUGUGCUCGACGGUGCGGAGUGCCAGCCAUGCGGCCACACCGCUGAGUGUCGCACUGAUCAAUGAACCCUGGCUGGUUGCAUGGCAUGAGCAGUCAGCUGCUACUAGUGGCUGGUGUGCCAGCCACCCAAUUGGAUAUCACUCUCAGAUCACAGGCUGCUUCCAGCACUGGCCGUUUGGCUUGGAGCAGCCGUGAGGAAGUUGUCCAGUGGAAGCCGGCGGAGACCUGCAUCAUCUUGGUGGACGUUUGGGACAAGCACUGGUGUCCCACAGCCACUGAACGACUGUCAGCGCUGGCCAUGCUCAUGAACCAAACAUUGUCGGCCGCACGCGAGCUUGGCGUGCUCAUUAUCCACGCACCAUCGGACUGCAUGGCCUUCUAUGUGGACUACCCGCAGAGAAAGUGGGUGCUGGAGCUGCCCAAUGUCACAGUCCCCAAGGACCAGCCUCACGCCGAACCAGCCUUUCCGCUGGACGCAUCGGACGGUGGCUGUGAUGUGCCGGCCACCAGCUAUCAGGCAUGGCAUCGCGAGAACCGGCUCAUCACCAUAGCCCAGCAGGACGCGAUCAGCGCCGGUCAAGAUGGCCGACAGACGUCACAGGAGAUCUACAACGUCCUGUCGGCGCGUGGCAUUCGCAAUGUCCUCUACGCCGGCGUUCACGAGAACAUGUGCAUCAUGACGCGACCGUUUGCGAUCAAACAGCUGGUGGCCUGGGACAAGUUCAACGUGGCGUUGAUACGGGAACUCGUUGAUGUAAUGUACAACCCCAUGCUAUCCCCCUAUGUUAGCCAUGCCGAAGGUACAACACUAAUGACCGAGUUCAUCGAGAAGUUCUGGGCUCCCAGCAUGUCCAUGUACGAUUUUCUCAACCCAAGGAAGUCUGGCACGGCUCAGGAGGCUCAGCUCAGUGCCAGUGCUGCAUCUGACAUGAAGAAACAAGCUGAAGUCGCAGCCACGCUGCAACGGCAGACAUCACCCGGCAAGAGAACAUGUGAGGCUGGGGAGCAGCAAGGAGGAGAGUCUCUGCAGUGUGGGAGCCCCGACGUACACUACACGUGUCCGUGGCAGAGAUAGUCAUCAUGACAUACCCAUGCCACAAUCUACUCUCGAUACGUCACACACUCUGUCCCUCUGACAAUAGUGAGUGGCUUAUUGAGAGUGUGCCAUUUAAAAUUGCAAGUAGACAGUUUCCAUUGUA
Molecule: messenger RNA, 1544 nt
Organism: Sycon ciliatum
Lineage: Eukaryota; Metazoa; Porifera; Calcarea; Leucosolenida; Sycettidae
Exons: 2
Coding region: 407-1420 (337 amino acids)
Source: RefSeq, a predicted model, not a curated record